AUGGACGACAAACCAUACAUACAGAAAUCCGCAGAGAUGCGAGAGACUCCCUCACCAUCACCAUUAGAUACAAACAUUCCAUCACCAACCUCAGAUCCAAAAUCUUCAACAACAGCAUCUAGAAGGACUUACGAUACAUCAUCUAGACCGACCGUUAGGAGAUUACAAACAAAUCGAACAUCUUCUGCAACAAAUAGUCCAAUAGGAUCACGGGAAUCCUCACCAGUCCGACCUCAACUAAGGAACACCACCUCUGCCGCUCGCUCAGGUACCCCCUCCAGAUCAAGGAAGAAUAGCCAAGACAUUAGUCCUUCACGAUCAACCAGUAACCAGUAUCCACCAUCUGCGGCUGCGAUACAACGAGUAUUAUCAGCUCAAAAGACUCCUCAUUUCAAUCACGUUGCAUCCGAAGCUUCCAUUAGAACACCAAUUCCUCAGAAGCCGCUAGUAACGAGUGAAGUAAGAGAUGGUCCACGUUGGCCUGUAUCCCCGAGAAUAAGAUCCCCCCCUCCAAGACAGAAUAGCUUGUUAUCACCACGAAGGACCGAACCAGACUUUCCCGCGAUCAAUGUGCAAAGAACCUCUCCCGCCGCAGAGCCAAGAGUGGAAGGAAAAUCUGCCGCAGAUAGUGAACCAGAAGAGAAUCUGUUAACACCAGGGAUGAGAACACCUGCGAGAGGUGUGAGUGGUGGUAGUUCAACGUUAGAAACCGUUCAAGAGAUCAGUCAGCCCAAUACUCCAUCAUUCGAACUCGAUGGCGCAAUCGAUGGAGGUUCUCAUGAGAACCCGACUCUACCAACAGGACAAGACCUAAUGGAUGGCGCAUCGGUGGACGUACUCAAGAAGCCGGUGAUUAUAACAACAAAUGAGAGUGGGAGUGAGAGUGGUGGGAAGGGAGACAAUAAGAUGAAGAACAUUACUCCUACGACAAGUCGACCUGGCCCCCCCAAAUCAUUUAGUGGACCAUCAGCCGGGCGAGGGAAACCAUCUGGAGAAGGUUCUGUCAAAAAUAUGACCGUGGAGACGGAGACGGUGAGCUCCAUUCCACAAAUCGCUCUUGCUACCGGCGCGGGAGGAUUAGGAGCCAAUGGAAGCUUGCGGGCCAAACAAAGUACCGAGACCAUUCGACCUAGGAGGGACAAGAAGAAAAGUCGCAAGGCCCCCUCGGUAGCUUCUGGAACGGCCUCUUCCAAAGCAGAUAUCUUCGAAGCCAAAGUCGCGAGCGCCGUUGACGAAGCGAAUUCCUCCGAUUCCGAAGAAACCUUUGUUUACGAAUCGAAUCCACCAGAACAAGAGAGACCUCGUCGAUUUCAUUCUCGAACCCCAAGUGCUACUUCCAUGGCUAGUCAAAUAGAUGCAAGAAAUGGAUUGCGCUCAAUGAUGGACAACGGUAGUCAUAGUGUGGCGAUGAAGAAGAGUAUGAAGUUCGCAAACUCCUCGUACAACAGUGCACCUCAAGAAAUGUCAACGGAAGACGAUGGAAAGGGUACAUCACGGAGUAAUCUAGGCAGAGGGACGGCACAUCAUCAUUUCAGUCGCUGGGGCCGAAAUGGAGGCAACGGUCAUGCAUCUCUCUUCGAUAACGAAUCACCUUUUCCUAAUGCCGCGAAAUCGAAGUUUUCAGCACAUCCUAGCCGACAAGGCUCGAGACCUACAAGUCCUAGAGUGGUGAACUCGGCGAGAAUGUCAAACGCAAAUGGCAAGAGGACCUCACCCAUCAGUUCGGGAUAUGAUCUUGAUGAUGCAGCGGACGAUGAAAGAACACCACUUAUUCCGUCUACAAUCCGUUCGGCCCGCUCGAGUCGCAUACGUCGUGGGAACGCCCCAUCAUCAAGACACAUUGAACAUCAAAGACAAAGCCGCUCAUUCUUCGCCCGUUUUGCUGGAUGCAUGUUCCUAUCCUUGUUAAUUCUCCUUGUUGUGGCAGGUGCUGUUGUGUUCUUGUUUGCGACAACUCAACCACUAGCGAAUGUGAAAGUAUUGGCUUUGAAAAAUAUACUAGCCAGCGAGCAAGAUGUGAUUAUAGAUUUACAAGUUAUUGCCCAGAAUCCAAAUCUGGUUGCCGUCACUAUCGACUCCAUGGAUAUGGUUAUCUUUGCAAAGUCCAAAUACGCUGGAACCGAUUCUGAAUGGUGGACACAGCCUUCUGGGAGGAUAUCAUGGAGACGUGGAACCAAACAAAAACGUGAUGAUCCAAUUGAUGAUCCACCGGUGGACGAUGAUCCAAAUACCAAUCCAAACUUGGAAAUUGGACACAUUUACGAUUUCGAGAGUCCGCUGAUAUUUGAGGGGUCGCCAUUUCAACGUAUAUCAUCUGUAUCUGUUGGUGAGAUGCGAAUACUAAAACCUGGCAACCAGACGGAGCCACGUGGAUCGGAACGUUGGGGACGAGUUCUUCAACAUGAGUUCGAACUCAUCGUCCGAGGUACGCUGAAAUACACACUUCCACUUAGCUCGAAAGCCAGAAGUGUAGGAGUAGAGGGUCGGGUCACAGUUAAGCCAAAUGCAGCUGAUCAAGAUCCUGACAAUAUUCAUAUCAUUGACGGGACUCAUCACUUGUUCGAUUAG
Sclerotinia sclerotiorum 1980 UF-70 is the source of this 2568-nucleotide messenger RNA. RefSeq lists its product as hypothetical. The transcript is spliced from 2 exons. The record is from RefSeq and is a predicted model, not a curated record. The coding region runs from base 1 to 2568 and encodes 855 amino acids. Gene Ontology annotation, cellular component: PAS complex; fungal-type vacuole membrane. Gene Ontology annotation, biological process: positive regulation of phosphatidylinositol biosynthetic process; vacuole inheritance; protein localization to vacuolar membrane. NCBI's taxonomy places the organism in Eukaryota, Fungi, Ascomycota, Leotiomycetes, Helotiales, Sclerotiniaceae.